AUGAAUGCCUUUGCAUAUGUCCUGCUUCUUGUGGCUGCCACGGUUGCGACAGCUGCCCCCCUCGACUCCUCCCCGGAAAAUGUGUCUUUGGCUACGCACAACGACCUUUUUCCUAGGAAAGUCUGCGUUGUUGAAGAUGGUAUGAGCUGUUACUACGAGGGAGGAGAUUGUUACUACCACGAUUUCGGAUUGCUGGGACUGCAAGUGUGA
This is a messenger RNA of Colletotrichum gloeosporioides, 210 nucleotides long. RefSeq lists its product as uncharacterized. The coding region runs from base 1 to 210 and encodes 69 amino acids. NCBI's taxonomy places the organism in Eukaryota, Fungi, Ascomycota, Sordariomycetes, Glomerellales, Glomerellaceae. The record is from RefSeq and is a predicted model, not a curated record. The transcript has 2 exons.